AUGGGCAACGUAACAGCCUCGACGGUGCCACCUUCGCCACCACUGAGCCCCCAACCGUCACUAGCCCCGCCAAGCCUCGAUAAAGAAAACUCUAUUAGUAGCCACAAUGAGAGCAGUAGGCUGGAGAGUCCUGGCACUAUGGAGGAGCUACAUAAGAAAUGCAAAGACAUUUUUCCAAUGAACUUUGAAGGAGGUAAAUUAAUGUUAAACAAAGGUCUUAGUAGUCAUUUUCAAAUCUCCCACACCAUUGUUAUGAGUUCUAUGAUGCCAUCUGGUUACAGGUUUGGGGCAACUUAUGUAGGAACAAAACAAAUAUCACCAUCAGAAACAUUUCCAGUUCUUCUAGGAGAUGUCGAUCCAAGUGGAAAUCUCAAUGCAAACAUUAUUCAUCAGUUCACAGACAGAAUUCGAGGAAAAGUAGCUGCACAAUUUCAAAAAAACAAAUUAGCAGCCCUUCAGAUGACAACAGAUUAUCGUGGAGAUACUUACUCUUUCUCUGCAACUUCAGCAAAUCUAGAUAUCCUCAAUAAUUCUGGUUUAUUAGUAUUACAUUAUCUCAAAAGUGUAACAUCUAACUUAGCUUUGGGUGGAGAAUUAGCUUAUCAAAAAGGACCGACAGUUCCUGGAGGAUACAUUACAAUCUUGUCAGCUGCCGGUCGUUACUCAAAUGGAGACAGCACUAUUAGUGGAAACAUAGGUUUUGCUGGUGCUCACCUUUGUUUUUAUCAAAGGGCUAGUCAACAAUUGCAAUUCGGAGUAGAAUUCGAACUUAUACAUAGGAUGCAAGAGUGCAAAUCUACUGUUGCAUAUCAAGUUGAUCUACCUAAAGCAGAUUUGACUUUCAAAGGGAGCAUUGACACAAACUGGUUGGUUGGCGCUACAUUGGAAAAGAGAUUACAGCCACUACCAUUUACAUUUGUACUGAGUGGAAUGAUAAACCAUUGUAAAAAUCAAUUCAGAUUAGGAUGUGGCUUAAUUAUUGGUUAAAUGGUUAUCCCAUUUAAUAAGAAACAAUUGAGUUAUAGCAGCCAAGAAAACACCACGGCAAAUUAUAUGUUAACAAUAGUAGUCAGAGCUCAAAUUUUAUAUUUGUAAUCAUGAAAAUCUAAAAAGUAUUGCUUAUUCCCCUUCAUUUUUUAAUUAACUGUUUACCACAAAAAUAACACAUUUUAAUGAAUUUCUAAAAAUCUUGUAAAUUAUUUAUACCUAUGACGAGUGACUUAAUAGUGAUUAAAUCUUAGGGUUAUCAUGUAGUGUAAAUAUCAUAUUGUAUA
Copidosoma floridanum is the source of this 1274-nucleotide messenger RNA. RefSeq names its product mitochondrial import receptor subunit TOM40 homolog 1. Gene Ontology annotation, biological process: protein import into mitochondrial matrix. Lineage: Eukaryota; Metazoa; Arthropoda; Insecta; Hymenoptera; Encyrtidae. Gene Ontology annotation, cellular component: mitochondrial outer membrane. Gene Ontology annotation, molecular function: transmembrane protein transporter activity. The record is from RefSeq and is a predicted model, not a curated record.